Durusdinium trenchii is the source of this 1826-nucleotide messenger RNA. The record is from the annotation of a GenBank genome assembly. NCBI's taxonomy places the organism in Eukaryota, Dinophyceae, Suessiales, Symbiodiniaceae.
CGACGUGACGCGCGUACCUUUCGCACCGCGCGGACCUAUCCGCACACCCUCCCUUCUUUGAACCGCUUGAGCGAAGCGCUCGCGGUUUCCGUCGCGAACGGGCCGCUCCGUGCGUUGCCGUUGUGUUCCGCUCAUGCUGAAGCAUGCUGACGGUCAGCAGCAACGUGGAGACGCAAAACCACCGGCGCCAAAGCGAAGAGCGCCGGCGGGCCGAGUCGGGAGAGAAGCCCUGGGACCAGAACUUCCAACCGCGCUCUCGGGCGACGCCGGCGAGGACCUCCAGCAAGCAGAACCUCAUAGGCGGCCGAUGAUCUCCACAGGACAUCGACCGGGUGAAGCUCACCUGGCAGCAACGGCUCUUGCUCACCCUGGAAGAGCCCUCCUACAGCCUCACAGCGCGUGUGAUCUCGUAUUUCAUGCUAUUGACCAUCUGCGGCACCAUUUGUUUUUUCGUCCUGGAGGCCGAGCCGGACCUAGCGGAUUGGGAAGGUUGGUAUGCGCUUGAAAUCUUCAGCACAGCCGUCUUCACAAUCGAGUACUUGUUGCGUUUCCUGGUGUCCAAUGCCUUUGGGAGCCCCACGCGGCUGGAGUUUUUGAGGAGUCCCAUGAAUGUGCUUGAUGUCUUAGCCAUCUCGCCCUUUUAUGUGGAGCUCCUCUCCCAGUCGGUGGCGGUGGGGCCUUUGGCCGUUCUUCGAUCUGUGCGACUGAUCCGGAUCUUCCGCAUCUUUCGCCUGAGCCGCUAUUCCAUGGGGAUGAGUAUCAUGAUUCAUUCCCUGGUGGCUUCAGUCCAGCCGCUGAUCAUCCUUUUGUUUUUCCUUUGCAUCGGCGGCACCCUCUUCAGCUCACUGGUGUACUAUGCGGAGAAGAUGUACUGCUGGGGACCUGCUCGCUUGGCCCGUGUCAUGCUUCCCGAUCCAGGAAUGUCGGCUGUCUUAUUUUGAUGCCCGCGGCCGACGCUGCUGCGACGAGUGGGGCGCCGCCUGGGAAUUCCGCUCGAUCAUGGAUGCCACCUGGUGGUGUGUAGUCACUAUGACCACAGUGGGGUAUGGAGACAAGGUUCCAGCGACCAAGCUUGGGCAGUUCAUUGGGGCCCUGACGAUCCUUUCGGGCAUCGUGCUGAUCUCCCUCCCCGUGGCGAUCGUGGGCUCUCGCUUCCAAUCGGCCUACGAGGUGGGCAGUUGGGCGACGGGGGCAGGCUCAUGUUGGAGGAGAAGGACCGCACCGCCGCUCUGGAGAGGCAGGUCUCCAACCCAUCCUCCAACGGGGGCAUGGCUCGGAUGGUGAGCCCAGGGGGCAUGCCUCGGUUGGUGAGCCCAGGGGGCAUGCCUCGGAUGGUGAGCCCCGAGGCAAUGAGCAAGAAGUCCACGGACAGCAAGAUGAGGUGGAAUCGGACGAUGAGCAGCAACUUGCGCAAGCAGCCCAGCACCAAGAGCAGGAAAAGCCGUGGAACCACAGGUACGGGCAGCGGCAGCAUGGACGCAGUGGAUUCCCUGGAAGCCCAGGAUACCGCCAUCGAAGAGACCACGGAACAGCUCAUCAGGGACUUAGAGCACCUGCGGCAAACCUCCAACCUCACCGGCGCAACCCGAGAGCAGAUCCGCCUUCUGUUGGCCUUGCUCGAGCACCUCUCUUCAACGGAGGACAAGCUGAAGGCGUUGAAGGAGAAAGACAGCCAGAUCGAAGCACGUUUGAGCCAGUCCUUUUCGAAGCUUUGUCGUAACUACGAGAGCUUGAAGCGGACGGAGAAGACCCGCACUUUAGCCACCAACAGCUGAGAGUAUCGACUUCAGCGCUUCAUCGGCGGUGAGUGAAAGUCUUGAAGAGGA